Molecule: messenger RNA, 772 nt
Organism: Teleopsis dalmanni
Lineage: Eukaryota; Metazoa; Arthropoda; Insecta; Diptera; Diopsidae
Product: serine/threonine-protein kinase DDB_G0283821-like
Exons: 2
Coding region: 92-772 (226 amino acids)
Source: RefSeq, a predicted model, not a curated record
AAGUAAAAAGUGCGUGAAUUGAAUUAUAUUGAAUUGGUUUUAAUUGAUAAAUAAAUAGCAAUAUAAAGACUUGUAUUUCGAAGUUAAUAAUAUGUCUUCUGCUGUGCGCUCAUAUAUUUCAACUAUGUUAGCCGAUAAUGAAUUACGUUUGCGAGAUUUUGAAGAAGAGACCGAUGAUACCGACUCUGAGACUGAAUUACUCAUACGCCAUAGUAGUUAUUUACCUCGUCAGCAAGCAGCUCACGCAACAAGAGCACCAUCGUCAAAUCGUCGUUACAGUCGUCUCACGAGCGAACACCAUAACAGCAACAGCAACAGCAACAGCAAUAAUCAUAAUCGGCGCACAACAGCCGCACAAGCAGCUACAACCGCAACAAGCUUUUUCAGUAAUCUUUUUAGCGGCAAAGCGAAUAGACUUGACCGGUCUGUAACCGGACAAGUACGUCUCAGAAAUGAACGUAGUCGUGAGCGUGCAAGAUACAAUAGUAAUACGUCGACGGAAAAAAAGAACGCUAACAUUAAACUGGCGCAAACAGCAAACACGUAUCGGAGUACCGUGGGAUCGGGUGACUAUAUCGGUUCAAUGGAUGGUGAUGUAAUAAGUGCAACGAGCAGUGCUGUUGCCUCCGCGAACAGUGAAAACAGUAAUGUCGGGUUACAAACAAUAAGCGAUCCUGAAAAUGGUGCAACAACAGUGUUCUAUCAAAAAAAUCGACGUCGCAGCAAACAGAGAUCGCUGGGAAAUAUAUGCAAAUUCUGCCUAUGCAGGUAA